Messenger RNA from Necator americanus (New World hookworm), 1116 nucleotides. RefSeq lists its product as uncharacterized. The coding region runs from base 1 to 1116 and encodes 371 amino acids. Gene Ontology annotation, molecular function: calcium ion binding; serine-type endopeptidase activity. The transcript is spliced from 9 exons. The record is from RefSeq and is a predicted model, not a curated record. Gene Ontology annotation, cellular component: membrane. NCBI's taxonomy places the organism in Eukaryota, Metazoa, Nematoda, Chromadorea, Rhabditida, Ancylostomatidae.
AUGUGCGGUUGUCCUUAUGAUCGAGUGUCCACUGACGCAUGCCUACUAGAAAUCACACCACUGAGCUCUCCAUCAGAUCCUCAACCAUUUGAGGAGGUCUCGAUCCCCCUGGAUGUUCUCCGAUCUCGUCUUCGUAAGCAUCGCGCGUCUAUCAAGCUGCGAGACGAUCAAAUAGAAGCGUUACUAAGGCAAGCCGACAAGAACGGUGACAGGCGCAUCACCGUGGAGGAAUUCGAGGAAUUUAUGGCAUCGAAGGAAGCGCAAUCGUCACAAGUGAAAAGAGCUCUGUAUCUGAUCGCCGACCAAGUGAUAACACCAUCGCAAAGAGUUGAAGUUCAUUCGUACAUCGAUGAGUACUCGUGCUGCCCUCCACCACUUUUUAUUGUGCUUGCAUCUAUUAUUGAGACGUUUGUAUUUUUCUACUACUACUGGACAGAACCGCUGAGGCCCGAUGAGGAUAUUCUAACGUACUGUGCCGGUUGCAUUGUGAAUCAUCAUAUCGGCCCGCUAAUGUUUGCCCCUAAACUAAGGGCACAACUGUGGCGGUUCGUCAGUUACGCACUGCUCCAUGUUGGCCUGAUUCAUUUACUUGGCAAUUUGGUGGUACAAAUUCUCAUCGGAGUUCCUCUUGAGGUGGUUCACAAACCAUGGCGAAUCGGUCCACUUUACAUGAUGGCAGUUCUUUCCGGAUCUCUCCUACAAUACACCCUUGAUCCAGAUGUUUACGUUGUGGGUGCAUCCGCAGGAGUUUACGCGCUCCUUACCGCUCACCUUGCAAAUGUCGUCAUCAACUGGGCUGAAAUGCCGUUCCGCUGGGUUCGUCUAGCGUUGAUAGCGGUAUUUCUCACAUUCGACAUAGCAACCGCAUUAAUUCGCCGCUUUUGCUCGGAUGAAUGCGAUACAGUGUCGCAUUCAGCUCACAUUGCCGGUGGAAUCACUGGAUUUUGCUUCGGUGUCGUAAUCCUCUAUAAUGUCGUGGAACGACCGUGGGAGAAAACCAUCAAGUACAUUUGUAUCGCCUUAUACGUGGCGUUUCUCGGAUUCACCGUCGCGCUAACAAUCUUCCAAGAUCCGGAUUCUCCUCCGCUUUGGGACUCAAGCAAAUGCACUGAUUAG